This is a messenger RNA of Dunckerocampus dactyliophorus (ringed pipefish), 3026 nucleotides long. It is a transcript of the gene intu, whose product is annotated as inturned planar cell polarity protein. Gene Ontology annotation, molecular function: protein binding. The transcript is spliced from 17 exons. Lineage: Eukaryota; Metazoa; Chordata; Actinopteri; Syngnathiformes; Syngnathidae. Gene Ontology annotation, cellular component: cilium; cytoplasm. The record is from RefSeq and is a predicted model, not a curated record. Bases 307 to 2961 code for a protein of 884 amino acids. Gene Ontology annotation, biological process: vesicle-mediated transport; nervous system development; cilium assembly.
CUUCUUUCUGUCGUUGAAAUUUAGUACAGCGCAACGUGAUGCUGUUUUGCUUCGCCAGAGCCUCGGUAGCCUGCUAACUACCCCGCCUAGCCUGCUAGUGUGUUGUCAGUGGCAACGCAACGAGAUCCACCAAUGAGAUGGAGCCCUACAUAAUGCUCCAAAGUGAUGGACGCCAACCGCCGUAAAACCGAAGAAGAAGAGAUUUAGCUCAAUGCGUCACGUGAUUUUUGAGAGACUUUUCCAACAUGGCGGCGGCAUAUCGCCUCUUGAGUUGCUUAAAGUUUGAUUGAACGGCGUGUAGGCAACAUGGCUUCCGUGCAUGUAAGUCAGAGGGAAGAAGAUGACGACGCGCACGGCGGCGAGCGCGCGUCCAAGUUGUCGAGUGGACUGAGCGAUGAUGUGAAAGCUGAAUGGUUGGAUGACAUCCAGAACAUUGGCGAGCUCUUUUACUUGGAGCUGAGCGAGGGAGAAGAAGAGGCGGUGUUGGCGCAGGCAGCUGCUGCCUCUCAACACAUGCCCACCGAUCACGUACACUUCCAAGAAGCCGAGCUCAUCACAGAGGCCACCAAGAAGCACCGAUGCAGUCGGCAGGUGGAGGAGGCUGAGCCAGUGCUGAAGAAGCUCACCAGAAGAAAACAGUCGCCAUCGCAGCGCAGAGGCAGCAGGAAGCAUGCCAGUCUGCAGCCGCUUAAGGAUGUGUACAUCAACAUCAACCCCAAGCGUUCUGGAGGCUCGUCCUCACCUCUACUGGAGGCCCUGCUGGGCAUUGUGCACCAGCCAUCUGGAAUUGGCGCUCACAGAGUCGCGGGGCAAGAGGAAAGACUGACCGUCGAGGGCCUUGUUCCCAACAGUCCGGCCAGCAAGUGUGGCCGCGUCCUCAUUGGCGAUGUGCUGAUUGCCGUGGACGAUGUGGACGUCAACGCCGAGAACAUCGAGAACAUUCUGUCGUGCAUCCCGGGACCGACUCAGGUGCGGUUGACAUUAGAGACAUUGGGCGGGAACAGCGGCCCAGGUCUCAGGGCGAAGACUUUGGCGCCUGUCAGUCCACUCGUGCGUCUCCUGUGGGGGCAGGAAACGGCCGAACUGCAGCUGUCCAUCAGCCACAUCCCACACGUGGUCAUGUACCUGUCACUCAAGAUGGAUGCCACAUCACCACAGGAAGAGGAAGACAUUUUGUACCAGUACCCGGCGUCUGAGGCGUCCGUUCAGCUCAAAGGAGCCAGAGGAAUCUUCCUAACGCUGUGUGACAUGUUGGACAACGUCACAGGCAGUGGCAUCGUCAGUUCCACACUGACGCUGGACAAACGCGUUGUCCACGUGGGCUACUGGAAGGAAGGCCACGCCCUGCUGGUCAUCGGGCUUCCUGCUGAGAGCGUUCCUUUGCUGUGCCUGCGCUCACUGGUGGGAGACGUGGUGAGGACAUUAAAAGUCAUGUACAGAUCCUUAGACAGCGCAUUCUGCAGGGCGGAGCACAAGCCACAGAUCGACCAGUUCUUCUGCUUGUUCUUCCAGCGGUUCAUCCAGCCGUCCCACCUUACGGGUGCUCUCUUAGUUCCGUCCCCGAAUGUCUCUGGGAGCCUGUUCCUUGAUGGACUGUCGGCCGUCCGAUGGCUCACGCUGCCACCUAAAAUCAAAAUGGAGGUGGACUCUAUCCUAACUGAGUUUGAAGCCUCUGAUUUUGGAGAAAUGUCGGAGGACUUCUUCGGCCUGAGGCGCCUCUACGGGAUUCUGGGCUCUUGUCUCUUUUACAAGUCCUACCUGAUUGCCAACCAUCUUGCCAAAGAGGAGCUGCUGGAUGUGUGUCUGUACAUGAAGCACUACUGCUUGCUGCCGCUGGUAUCCCAGCAGCGGGUGGCUCAGCUGGUCAUCUGGAGGGAGGUGUUCCCUCAUCAGAGCAGCAGCGCUACGCCCAAAGACACGCAAGUCGGCGGACGCCGCUUCCUCCUUAUCGUGGGCCAGAGGUUUUUGAUGCAAUGUGUGUUGCUGGAGAAAGGAAGCUGCAUGUCGUCUUCUGGACCUCCAGGACCAGACUGCGUUUAUGUGGCUCAGGUCAAGGCCACACUGCUGCAAUUGGAGGCCUUGGAGGAGGCCAUGGAGGAACGUCUGAGUGCUCCCGCCUCUCCCUGUCUGUCCUGUGCCGACUGGUUCCUGCCCGCUGCCACAUCCCGAAUCCGCCUGGACGGCCUGACCGCCUCCUCGCCGAUACUCGGAAAACUGUCCGCCAACGUUAAGAGUUCCUCAUCAGCGUCCAGAGGCAGCAGCCUGUUUGGAGAGAGGGCCCGGAAGUCCAGCCCCCAGAGGAGCAUGUCGGAAUGUGGGGCUGAGGGUCACUCAGACAAUGGGGCAGCUUCUCCAGCAGCUCAUGGUCUUAAUCCCGCCUCAGCCAGGACCCUGGGGGGGAGGCGGGACUCGCUGGGGUCUGAUGGGAGUGGAAGCCUUUUCAAGGUGCCGAGGAUGGCCCCCCUGAGGAUGACAGUGAGUGAGAGGGACACGCAGGAGACGUACAACACCACCAAACUGAGCUCCGGUGCCGACAACACCUUGUUCCAUUACGUCCUCAUGGAAAAGGUCCAGGGAAUCUUCAUCUCUCCCACACACACAGAAGAGGCUCAGCUCGGCGGAUCCAUUCACCCUCAGCUCAUCCACAGCUUUCACCACUGCUGCCUGUCCAUUCGAGCGACAUUCCAACAGAACCUGCCAGUGCCGGGCCGGUGGGCGGCAGACGGGCCUCGAAGUGCCAGCUGGGGCUUGGGCCCAGUCAAAGAACAUGGAGUUCUGUUCCAGUGCAAAGCACCAAACUGGACGGAUCAGAGGAAAGCCGCUCCCACCCUAAAUUACUGGGUCAUAGGGCGGUUGUUGCUAGAGCCUGUGCCUCAGGAGUUCUACGUAUGUUUCCACGACUCUGUCCCAGAGGUUCCUGUGGAGAUGGCUUUCAGACUGUCCUUCGGUUUGUUCACGUGAUGCAAUCACCCCUGCACAAGACAACAAGAGCAUGUGACAUUUCUUUUAUUAAUAAACAUGUCCUU